ACAGGCAUUUUCCUGAUCGCAGUUAGUGGUGUCACUGCCUGCAACAUGACAGCUGUAGGUCUCAGGGACUGCAAGGCUUGGCAGGAUGCUGGACUAACCCUUUCUACUACAAGCAAUGAAGCCGCCAAACUUUUUGAUGCCGUUGUGACUCAGUAUACUACAUGGGCAAAUGACCAAACUCUGGGAGGAGUGGAAGGAUGUCUAUCCAGAAUGAAAGCUGCAGACCCAAACUUUGUAAUGGGUCAUGUGAUCUCCAAUGGUGUGGAGCUGAUUGGAACUGGACGUUCACCGUUGCUUGAUAAGGAACUUGAUAAUGAAAUAAGAACAAUGGUUGAGCUUUCUAAGACUCAGCCUUUGACUGAGAGAGAGAGGAUUCAUGUAGCUGCAGUGGAGGCUUUUGGAAAAGGAAACCUUCCUAAAGCCUCUGAUCUGUGGGAAAAAAUCUUACGAGAUCAUCCAACUGACCUGCUGGCUUUAAAAUCUGCUCAUGAUGCAUAUUUUUAUCUUGGAUGUCAAACACAAAUGAGAGAUUCUGUAGCACGUGUUCUCCCGUUCUGGUCUCCUAAGGUGCCUUUAAGUAGUUACGUCAAGGGCAUGUAUUCUUUUGGUCUGGUUGAAACAAACUUUUAUGAUCAGGCUCUGAAGGUAGCAAAUGAGGCUUUGGCUGUGGAACAGAAAGAUGCCUGGUCCGUUCAUACUGUUGCGCAUGUCUACGAGAUGAAGGCUGAUCUAGAGAAGGGACUGUCAUUCCUGAAAACAACCGAACAAAACUGGGAGGACCGCGAUAUGCUGGCUUGUCAUGUUUACUGGCACUGGGCCCUUUAUUUCAUUGAAAAGGGUGAAUACGAGGCAGCCCUGACGUUGUACGAUGAUCAUAUUGCCCCUAUCUGCUUUUCAAGGGAAAGCAUGUUAGAUAUUGUAGACACCUGCUCCAUGCUGUACCGUCUCCAAUUGGAAGGUGUGAACGUGGGAGACAGGUGGAGCAAACUUACCGAUAUUACAAAUAAGCACGCUAAGGACCAUGUCCUGAUUUUCAAUGACUUACACUUCCUGAUGUCUUCCUUGGGUUCAAAAGAUCAUGAGAUGACAGCUCAGCUUAUGGAUUCUAUGCAAGAAGUUGCUAAAUCACCUGGUGAGAACUGUCAGCACGCACUAAUUGAUCCGAUUGGUUAUCCACUGUGCAAGGCUCUAGUUGAAUAUGAUAAUGGCAAUUAUGACAAAGCAGUAGACCUGAUUCAGCCAAUUCGUUACCAGAUACUUGAAAUAGGAGGUAGCAAUGCGCAGAGAGAUCUCUUCAAUCAGGUACUAAUCCAUGCAGCAAUACAAAGCAACUCUAAAUGUCACCAGAAUUUAGCCAGAUGCCUUUUGAUUGAAAGAGACGCUAUGAGACCUAACUCCCCUUUGAGUGAGCGAUUGCUCAGGAAGGCAACGGCUGUUCACGGCUUUGUGUAACUCGUCUGUACAGCAGGCUCUUGUCAGACUACUUUUUUAUUGUUUAGUAACUCAUUUACUACCCAUUCCCCAGCUUUGCACAACCAACCUUCAUAUAUUAAUAUACUUUAUAACCUCUAAAUCUCUUCCCGUUUCUAAGCCCUGCAGGCCGCCUCUUAUCUUAGUGCAUUUUAUUAGCUUUUCACAGCCAGACAGGCCUAGUUCAUGUGUGCCAUAUAGAUAACAUUCUGCUCACUCCUGUGGAGUUAUGCAUGAACCAGCACUAAUGGGAAUGGGUAAUGAAGGCUUUAACUUUUUAAACAAGGAUAUUUUUUUCAAUUAGACUGUCCCUUUAAAGAAACUGUGAUACUAAUAACUUAAGUUAGUCAUAAAUAAACCUUCAUAGAAAUAAGUAUACACUGUGCAAACCUAGUUUAUAUUAAUCAGUUAUGAAUAAACACUUUAGUUUUUUGCUUCUAGAUCUGCAUUGCAGACAAAUAUUUGUGGAGUCUAACCCAACCUGUUAGAAGAGUGUUUAUUGUGUAUUAUGUGGUACUUCAUAGGCCAUUAUAGUCCAUUAGAAAACACACACCUAGAUUAUGAGUUUAGCGCUAAACAGGAUACAAAACUAACGCCAAAAAAAUUGCGUUAUUGCACUCUCCAUAUCACUGCCAUUACAAGUUACUGAAAAGCCUCCUUAUGCUGUGCGUUAAGCUCCAUACCGCUCAAAAGCCAAGGGCUGACUUUACGUGCUCGUGCACGCUUUCCCCCAUAGACAUCAAGGGGAGAGAGUGUUAGAAAAAAAAACUAACACCUGCGAUUGCGGAAUGGAGAUCGCUGUAACGCAACCCCAUUGAUGUGUAUGGGAAAAAGAAAGUUUCGUUUAAACCUAACACCCUAACAUAAACCCCUAGUCUAAGCACCCCUAGUCCACCACUGCCCGACAUCUUCGACACAAAAUAAAGUUAUUAAACCCUAUUCCGCAGUUUCCCGACAUCGCUGACACUAAUAAAAAUGAUUAACCCCUAUUCCACCGCUCCCCGACAUCGCUGAGACUAAUACAAAUUAUUAACCCCUAUUCCGCCACUCCCCAACAUCGCUGACACUAAUAAAAAUUAUUAACCUCUAUUCCGCCGCUCCCCGAUAUCGCCAACACUAAUAAAAGUUAUUAACCCCUAAACCUCCGGCCCCCCACAUCAUAACUACUAAACUAAACAUAUUAACCCCUAAACCACCGGACUUCCCACAUCGCAAAACACUAAAUUAAACUAUUAACCCCUAAACCUAACACCCCCCUAACUUUAAAUUAAAAUUACAAUAUAAAUAUCUUAUCUAUAAAUUAACUUAACAUAAUUAUUCUAAUAAAAUUAAAAAAAACUACCAAUUAAAAAAUCUAAAAAACACUAUGAAAAAAUUUAAAAAAUCUAAAAUUACAAAAAAUAAUAAACACUAAAUUACGAAAAAUAAAAAAACUCUAAGCUUACAAAAAUUAAUAAACAAAAUUAUCAAAAAUAAAAACAAUUACACCUAAUCUAAUAGCCCUAUAAAAAUAAAAAGCACCCCCAAAAUAAAAACACCCCUAACCUACAAUAAACUACCAAUAGCCCUUAAAAUGGCCUUUUGUAGGGCAUUGUCCUAAGUUAAACUGCUCUUUUACCUUAAAAAAAGCUCCCGCUUAAAGUAAAGCCACCCAACCAACCCCCUAAAAUAAAAAACCUAACCCUAAAAAGUCCUAAGCUACACAUUGCCCUUAAAGGGGCAUUUGUAUGGGCAUUGCCUUUAAAAGGGCAUUCAGCUCUUUUAUAAGUGCCCAAAGCCCUAAUCUAAAAAAAAAAAAAAAAACACCCAAAUUUUUUUAAAAGAAACCUAACACUAACCCCAUACAUUCAACUCAGGGUUCCUGAAGUCCGAACAUCCAUCUUCAUCCAGGCGGCGAGAAGUCUUCAUCCAGGCGGCGACACCUUAAUCCAUCUCGGGGACGUCUCUUAUCUUCAUCCCAGGGGCACAGAGCGGAGCUAUCCUGGGCAGUGAAGACAUCCUGUGCGGAGCAUCCUCUUCAUACGGUCACCGCCGUAGACUGAAGUUGAAUGCAAGGUAGCCGUUUCAAAAUGGCGUACCUUGCAUUCCUAUUGGCUGACUUGAUUCUUCAAAUUCAAAUCAGCCAGUAGGAUAAGAGCUUCUGAAAUCCUUCAGGUCUUCAGGUGCAGCUUCAGGUUUUAUUUAAAAUAAGCUGUAUUUUAAAUAUAACCUGAAGCUGCACCUGAAGACACCUUUGUGAUGAUUUUAAUAAAAGGCUUAUUUUAACUGAAAUCUUGUGAGUAUAACCAGUUUAUGCACCUACCACAUUGUCUGAAAUCUGCUACUCUAUUGUGAGCUCUUUUAUUUUGGAGGUGAAAGCAACAAGGUUGACUCAGAGGACGUGGGCAGCUUGGUACCCUGGAGGUGACACAGCGCCGCCACUUUCAACGCUUUCUGUACCAAUUAUCUUGCCAUUUAAACUUUACAAUGAUAAACCUCCCCUUAGGAUCAACAAUCUUAGUGUCUAAUUGAUAUUGGAAUUUUUUAUGAAAGAGUAUUGCUACACCCCUACUAGAGCUGUUGUAGGGGGGCAGCAAUCACCUCCCCUAUACAUUAUGCUUUAAGUUUGGUGUGUUCAAUUUCAUUAAGGUGGGUCUCUUGUAAGCUGAUGAUGUCUGCACAUGACUUUUUCAGGUGGUCUAAGACAGAUUUCCGUAUAAUAGGGGAAUUUAUCCCCCCUAUAUUCCAGGACAGGAUUUUUACUGUCAUUUUAGGAUAUUAGGAGUUACUGACAUACGCUAUAGGGUGGUAUAAGGGAGGGGGCAAAAAUUACUAUCCAAUAGAGGCGAGCAAACAUUGAAAUUAUGUUUACAAGGUUAAUGGGUCUCACAGCAAUAACAUAACAUUUCCAUAAAGCAUUAAGCAACAAACCAUAAAAUACAAAAUUUAACAUACGACCUUAAUGAGGUCCAUGCCAUUUCAGGUAGAUUAAGGGUCCCUUAUUCCCUUUAUGGAGUGUACAUGAAGUAGGUUCUGGCAGCAAAAGUCAUGUAGGAGACUCUUGCUGGCAGGGUGAGGGUUGCUGUGAGAGCUCUUUAUUUUGAUCCAAUAAAUCUUGGGCUUCCAUGGGCGAAUCAAAGAAUUUGGGGCCUUUUGGGGUGUUAAGGCGUAGACAUGCUAGGUACAAUAAGGUAGCUUGAUGAUUUUCCUUAUGCAGUAGGGUACACAGUGGUGAGAAUUCCUUUCUGCGUCUUUGAACAUCCGAUGAGUAGUCCAUGAACAAGUAGAGCCUUUUGUCGUCAUAUAAGAGCAUUUGUAGGCCUCUAUAUGCUUGCACAAGUUGAAUCUUAGACUGAAAGUUUAGAUACUUAAUCAUUACUCCUCUUGGUGGUAAAUUUUUAUCAGAGGCAGAUGCCCUAUCAUUUCCAACUCUGUGCACUCUUUCCACUUUCAUGGGAAUGUGUUCAGCUGGAACUUUGAGCAAAUUGGGUAGGGAGUGCUCUACAAAGUAGAGUAAUUCAGAAGGACGGACUGUUUCAGGCAGGCCUACCAAUCUAACAUUGUUUCUGCGGGAGCGAUUUUCCAAGUCAUCUCAUUUCUGAUGAAGGGAGAUGUUUUGUUGAAUUAGAUUUUUUAUUUGUACAGUAGAGUUGUUAUGUCCGUCUUCUAGGUCUGAUAUGCGUUGUUCUGCUGAAGUCAGUCUCAAGUUAAAUUGUUUGACCUCUGAUGUGAGGGUGUCCAUACCUUUCUGAAGGUUGUCUAAUUUAGCCAGAAGUAAAGAGUUCAGCUGCUGUUCUGUGGAUACUAUUUGAGUAUCUGAAAUUGCGGCUGCAGGUAUGGUGGAAGGGGAAGAAGGCAGGGGAUCAGAGGCUCCUUUAUUUUUUUUUUGUCUUGAUUUUUGGUCCUGUGAGACAUUUUGUUAGAGGUCAGAAACCUGUCCAUGAACAAGCAUUCAUUCAAAGAGCAGUUACCUCAGAUGUUUAUCAAGCACAGGGAGAAAUAGGCCUGUGAGUUCAUAUAGUAGCAGGUUUUUCCCACAACCACUUUGUUGUUUAGGCUGUAUUGGAGGGGUGUGAAUAGUAGUGUGUCUGCUCACAGUGGCAAGGGCACAAAAACCUCUCUCAGUCUUAUGUGGGGCUCAGAAGCCGAUUUUCUGAUAGUAUGUGGAGUGAUUUAAAGCAUUAGAACUUUGGGGCAAGUCCUAUACUGCAGAUGUUCAGCUCAAUUUUCCAGAAGUCCCUCUGGGUUAGCCUUAACUCUAACAGAUUCCCUGGUCUCCUAUCAAGUAGAAGAGUAAAAAUAGGGACGAAGGAACCCCCUGUGUAGCACUUGAAAGCUGCAAAGUUGUCAGCGUUAUAGAUAAAGGCUAAAUUGGCCGUGCUUGCCUGCCAAGAUGUGGCGCAGUUACAGUGUGGGAUCGUAGUGCCUAUGUGUCAAGGAGCUGUAUGCACUCACCAACUGUGAUGAUCCAGUUUGCACUGUAGAUGGAGAGAUUCAGGUCCCAAUUAGAGGCUCUAGUAAAGUCGGAGCCAGCCAAACGUUGCUUACGCCACGUGGAGCUUUAUGGAUGCAAUAAUGAUUGCAUGUAUAUGGUCCUUCUGUGGCGAGGUAUCUGCUGUUAUACCUCUCAAAAUGCAGCACUGUAGUUCCACCGUGCUUCCGGGCUAUUAUUAGCAGCCAAUGAUACUUUGAGGGCUAAUUUGGCGGAAUUUAGUUGCGUUGGUCUCAGGAGCUCUUCUUUCACACCACCAUACUCGGAGCCCGCCCACUGGAAGUCCAAUAAUUAUAUUUAGCGUUGGCGUGCGGCAGAUUAGGGGUUAAUAGAUUUAUUUAACAGUCGCGAUGUGGGUGGGCAGCAAAUUAGGGGUUAAUAAGUUUAUUAUAGUAUUUGCGAUGCGGGAGGGUGGCGGUUUAGGGGUUAAUAGGAAGUUUAUGGGUGUUAGUGUACUUUGUAACAUUUUAGUUAUGAGUUUUGUGAAACAUUUUUGUUUUGCAAAAUCCAUAACUACUGUUCUCAGAUGGCGGUAUGGAUCGUGUCGGUAUAGGCUGUAACGCAAGAUUUUUAGCCUGAACGCAGAACCUGUACUACCAGCGCUAUAGAAAAUCCCACACAAAAACGUCAUUUUUUUGAGUGCAGAAUGGAUGUUGCGUUACAGGCUAAAAUGCUUGCGGUAUAACUAUACUGCCGUGACUCGUAAUAUGCGUUCCUGGCCAUUCCAGCGUAAUGGCCCAUUUUUCAGCGUUAAUAGCCGUACCGCAAAACUCGUAAUCUAGCUGACCGUUAUUGUGUGUUUUUCGUGCAUCUUUUUACUAUUUGAAAUGGAUAUUAAACAGUAAAUGAAUGCUAGAUACAAUGCUGUAUUCAGUUUAAAUAGUGUAAUAUUUAUUUGUGCUUAAAGCAAUGGGUGCCACCAUAUUACAACCUAGGUUUUCUUUUGUGCUGAGACUAAUUAUGAGUCACUUAAGUGUGCAACUAAUAACCAUGUGAAAUAUAGCAGUACUAGGUCUGGAGUCUGCACCUUCACUUCUAAUAGGAAUUAGGAAGUCUACAAUUUUCAGAGUUAAAGGGACAGUCAACACCAGAAAUGUUGUUGUUUUAAAAGAUAGAUAAUCCCUUUAUUAUCCAUUCCCCAGUUUUGCAUAACCAACACUGUUAUAUUAAUAUACUUUUUACCUCUGUGAUUACCUUGUAUCUAAACCUCUGCAGACUGCCCCUUAUUUCAGUUCUUUUGACAGACUUGCAUUUUAGCCAAUCAUUGCUCACUCCUCUGUAAAUUCACGCGCAUGAGCUCAAUGUUAUCUAUAUGAAACAUAUGAACUAAUGCCCUCUAGUGGUGAAAAACUGUAAAAAUGCAUUUAGAUUUGAGGCGGCCUACAAGGUCUAAGAAAUUAGCAUAUGAACCUCCUAGGUUUAACUUUCAACUAAAAAUACCAAGAGAACAAAGCAAAAUUGGUGAUAAAAGUAAAUUGGAAAGUUGUUUAACCCCUUAAUGACAACUGACGUACCAGGUACGUCAUGCAAAAACUAACUGUUAAUGACAAUAGACGUACCUGGUACGUCAGUUGUCUAACAGAGUGCUGGAAGUGAUCACAAUCGCUUCCAGCAGCUCUGAGGGUAUUGCAGUGAUGCCUCGAUAUGGAGGCAUCCUGCAAUACCCCUUUACAAGCCUCCGAUGCAGAGAGAGCCACUCUGUGGCCCUCUCUGCACCGGUAGUGAUGGUGCCGAUGGUGCCGUUGUCCGGGUGGGAGGAGGGAGCGUGUGCGCGGGGGCGCACGUGCAUGUGCGCGCAUUUGCGACACUGACACCAAUGAAGGAAGGAAGGGGAAAAAAAAGUAAAUUUUUUUUUUUUUACAUAUAAAAGGAUCUGGGAGGGGGAGGGGGGCUGCUACACUACAGAAAUAAUAAUAAAAAAAAAGUUAUAAAUAAAAUUAAAAUAAUUUGGUUUGUGGGGCCAAACUGGGUACUGGCAGACAGCUGCCAGUACCCAAGAUGGCGGUAAUUAGGUAGGGGAGAGGGUUAGAGAGCUGGAGGGGGGAUCAGGGAGGUUGGUGCUAAGGCAGGGGUCCAUCACAACUAAAAUAUUUUAUUAUUUUUAUUUAAAAAAAAAAAAAAAACUCUUUUAUUUAGUACUGGCAGACUUUCUGCCAGUACUUAAGAUGGCGGGAACAAUUGUGGGGUGGGGGAGGGAAGAGAGCUGUUUGGGAGGGAUCAGGGGGUGGGAUGUGUCAGGUGGGAGGCUGAUCUCUAAAAUUAACCCUGCAAGCUCCCUACAAGCUACCUAAUUUAACCCCUUCACUGCUGGGCAUAAUUCACGUGUGGUGCGCAGUCUGCUAUUUCUGAACAAAGGGGAUCCCAGAGAAGCUUUUAUAACAAUUUCUGCCAUAAUAGCACAAGCUGUUUGUAAAUAAUUUCAGUGAGAAACCUAAAAUUGUGAAAAAUGUAAAGUUUUUUUUUAUUUGCUCGCAUUUGGCGGUGAAAUGGUGGCAUAAAAUAUACCAAAAUGGGCCUAGAUCAAUACUUGGGGUUGUCUACUACACUACACUAAAGCUAAAAUUAACCCUACAAGCUCCCUACAAGCUCCCUAAUUAACCCCUUCACUCCUGGGCAUAAAACACGUGUGGUGCGCAGCGACAUUUAGCGGCCUUCUAAUUACCAAAAAGCAACCACAAAGCCAUAUAAGUCUGUUAUUUCUGAAAAAGGGGAUCCCAGAGAAGCAUUUACAACCAUUUGUGCCAUAAUUGCAGAAGCUGUUUGUAAAUAAUUUCAGUGGGAAACCUAAAGUUUGUGACAAAAUUUGUGAAAAAGUGAACUUUUUUUUUUUUUUAUCGCAUUUGGCAGUGAAAUGGUGGCAUGAAAUAUACCAAAAUGGGCCAAGAUCAAUACUUUGGGAUGUCUUCUAAAAAAAAUAUAUAUAUACAUGUCAAGGGAUAUUCAGGUAUUCCUGACAGAUAUCAGGGUUCCAAAGUAACUAGCGCUCAUUUUGAAAAAAAGUGGUUUGGAAAUAGCAAAGUGCUACUUGUAUUUAUUGCCCCAUAAAUUGCAAAAAAACAAAGAACGUGUAAACAUUGGGUAUUUCUAAACUCAGGACAAAAUUUAUAAACUAUUUAGCCUGGUUGUUUUUUGGUGAUUGUAGAUGUGUGACAGAUUUUGGGGGUCAAAGUUAGAAAAAGUGUGUUUUUUUCCAUUUUUUCCUCAUAUUUUAUCAUUUUUUUUUUUAGUAAAUUAUAAGAUAUGAUGAAAAUAAUGGUAUUUUUAGAAAGUCCAUUUAAUGACGAGAAAAACGGUAUAUAAUAUGUGUGGGUACAGUAAACGAGUAAGAGGAAAAUUACAGCUAAACGCAAACACUGCAGAAAUGUAAAAAUAGCCAUUGUCAUUAAGGGUAAGAAAAUUGAAAAAUGGUCCGGUCAUUAAGGGGUUAAAAUGACAUGCCCUAUUUGAAUCAUGAAAGGUUUUUUUGGGACUUGACUGUCCCUUUAAACUACCGGAAAGUAGACAAAAUAAAUAAUAAAAGUAUUUUGCAAAGUGUUUUUGUUUUUUUACUACACUUAAUUAAACAUUUUAUAUUACUAUCUAAUGAAAGUUUUUCACUCACUUAAUUAGAUUUUCCUUUUAUACAGUACACAUCAUUUGGGUGCUUGUUUUUUUUCUAAUUUAAAAAGGCCUAUUCAGUUGUAUUGAAAAUGCUUAGAUUUGGGAGUAAAAAAUAGGAUUAUAUUGUACUGGAGUCCUUUGUUGCAAUAUGCGUAAUCUGUGGAACCAGUUUUGUAUUCCAUAGGUAUUGUACUUGUUUGUUUUAAAAUUAUAUGGAUCUAAGAAUUCCAAAUUAUAAUCAUACUUUUGCUUGAUAUCUGUUGCGUGUUUGUUUACCUCUUUUCUAAGUAUAAAUAAAAUUGGAUUAAAAAAAGAAAAAAAGAAUGGAAGUAAAAUAAAUCACUUCAGUGGUGGUGGAUUAAGAUCACCCUAGAGUGAUACGUCUGGAGUGAUUGGCAGCCCCUGCUCUCACAUGAUUGGUUGCACAAGAACGUUUUUGUGUGAUCUUAAAUUAACUUUGUUGUCAAAAUAGUCAUUAUUGUAAAAAAAAAUUGAAUGCACUAAUCAGAGCAUCUCAUUUUAUGACUCUUAACCCUCUUAAUCCAAUCAGCAGCGCUAUUUGCACAACUCAGAUGUGGAACUAUUGCUGCUGUUUGGAUCUGUAGUGUUUUUUGCUCAGGACCAUCAGUGCUAGCCUCUGUGAGUCCCAUGUGGUAUUUCUACUGCGUUUAACCUCUUUGCGGGUGUUAAUACUAUAAUAGCCCCUUAAUUUUUCAUGAUAGAGCGAUCAAUUUUGAACAACUCUUUACUUACUUCAUUUGCUAUGUUCUCUUGUUUUUGUGUGAAAAAAAGCAUAUCUAGGUAGGCUCAAUGGCAGCAAUGCACUACUGGGAGUUAGCAGGUGGCUGAUAACUUCACAUAUAUAGGCCUCUUGUCAUUAGAUUACGUACACUUGUCAAUCUAUUCUCUCGCCACAGUUUAAUGCAGAAUGCCUUUAAUAACAGCUAUGUAAUUAUGUAAUAAAACUAUUUGUAUAAUGAUCAAGAUGCAUCUUUAUGUAUUUUCUAAAUCACUGAGUAUUUUUUUACUUCUUUCAUAAUGAGAUAUGUUUAUUGCUAAUAAAAAAAAAAUGAUAUGGACAUUA
Bombina bombina (fire-bellied toad) is the source of this 10625-nucleotide messenger RNA. RefSeq names its product tetratricopeptide repeat domain 38 (gene TTC38). The record is from RefSeq and is a predicted model, not a curated record. NCBI's taxonomy places the organism in Eukaryota, Metazoa, Chordata, Amphibia, Anura, Bombinatoridae. Bases 46 to 1452 code for a protein of 468 amino acids. Gene Ontology annotation, molecular function: protein binding. The transcript has 14 exons.